Molecule: messenger RNA, 1735 nt
Organism: Polistes canadensis
Lineage: Eukaryota; Metazoa; Arthropoda; Insecta; Hymenoptera; Vespidae
Product: deoxyribodipyrimidine photo-lyase
Exons: 6
Coding region: 148-1641 (497 amino acids)
Biological process (GO): photoreactive repair
Molecular function (GO): deoxyribodipyrimidine photo-lyase activity
Source: RefSeq, a predicted model, not a curated record
GCGUAAAUACUAUCACGUUUUCGGAGAUUGUUUUUAUAAUUAAACUCGUGCAUUGUACUUAAUAAUAAUAAUAUUUAUUUGUGUAUUAAUCUUGAUUCUAUAUAAUAGAAAGUUAAUAUAAAAGUGAAGAGUGUUUUAGAAACAAUAAUGGCGGAAGGACCACCAACAAAAAAAUUGAAGACUAUAGAUUUAAUAACCAAAAUAGAAAACGAUAGAAAGAAUGUAGCAGAUUCUGUGAUGGACUUUCAAUUUAAUAAAAAAAGGGUUAAAUUGUUAAAACAAUCAAAUAAUAUAAAAGAUUGUAAGGGUAUUUUGUAUUGGAUGUUUCGCGAUGCUAGGGUUCAAGAUAAUUGGGCUCUUCUAUUUGCACAAAGAACAGCUAUAAAAAACAACGUGCCACUUCAUAUUUGUUUCUGUAUAUUACCCAAAUUUCUUAAUGCAACAAUGCGCCAUUACAAAUUCCUUUUAAAUGGUUUAAUGGAAGUUGAAAAAGAAUGUAUAGAUUUGAAUAUUAAUUUUCAUUUGUUAGACGGCGAACCAAGUUCAUUAGUACCAAAUUUUGUUAAAAAAUAUAAAAUAGGUGCAGUUAUUACUGACUUUUUUCCUCUAAAAUUACCCAUGGGUUUUGUCGAAGAAGUAAUGGAUAAACUACCAGAUGAUGUUCCUAUGUGUCAAGUAGAUGCGCACAAUAUUGUACCUUGUUGGCUUGCUUCGGAUAAAUUAGAAUAUGCUGCAAGAACAAUACGCCCAAAAAUAAAUUCUAAGUUAGAAGAAUAUUUAACGGGCUUUCCACCUGUUAUUAAACAUGAAUAUUCUACGACAGAAUCGUUUCCAAAAAAUGAAUGGAAUAACGCGUUGAAAAAUGUAAAAGCAGAUAAAUCAGUAAAAGAAGUCGCAUGGGCGAAGCCUGGAUAUUCAGGUGGUAUUUUAGAAUUGGAUAACUUUAUAAAAAAUCGAUUAAAAGAAUACCAUUCCAAGCGUAAUGAUCCAGUAUCCGAUGCUGUUAGUCAUUUGUCGCCUUGGUUUCAUUUUGGUAUGAUAUCAGUACAGCGUUGUAUCUUAGAAGUAAUGGAGCAUAAAAAGACUAUUGGAAGGUCUUUGGAAGUUUUUAUGGAAGAAGCUAUUAUUCGUCGUGAACUCAGUGAUAAUUUUUGUUUUUACAAUGAAAAUUAUGAUAGUAUGAAGGGUGCCUAUGAAUGGGCGAUAGAAACUUUAAAUAAACAUAGAAAUGAUAAACGCGAGUAUGUAUAUAAUUUGAAUGAAUUGGAAAAUUCAUUGACGCAUGAUGAUUUAUGGAAUGCAGCUCAAAAUCAAUUAGUACAGGAAGGAAAAAUGCACGGAUUUUUACGAAUGUAUUGGGCUAAAAAAAUAUUAGAAUGGAGUCCAACCCCAGAAAAUGCUCUUGAAUGGGCACUUUUACUAAAUGAUAAAUAUAGUUUAGAUGGAAAUGAUCCUAAUGGUUAUGUUGGUUGUAUGUGGUCAAUUUGUGGUAUUCAUGAUCAAGGUUUUACAGAACGUGAAGUAUUUGGAAAAAUAAGGUAUAUGAAUUAUAAAGGAUGUCAAAGAAAAUUUGAUGUUAAAUCGUUUGUAGCAAAAUGGUCUAAAAAAAAUUCAAAAAAGAAUCAAAAAUUAUUCAAGUAAAUUACUGUAAAUUUAAAGCUUUUUUAUCUCUUUUUUUUGUAUUAUUGUAUUAUAGAAUUUUGUAUUAAAACCUAAAAAAUAAAAUACAUUACAU